Molecule: messenger RNA, 2062 nt
Organism: Brassicogethes aeneus
Lineage: Eukaryota; Metazoa; Arthropoda; Insecta; Coleoptera; Nitidulidae
Source: the annotation of a GenBank genome assembly
UUUCAUUGAAAAAUUCGUUGAUUUUACCUUUGUAAGCUCUGAAGAUGAAACCCAUAUGACAUCGACCAAAAUUAAGACACAAGAGCCCAGAACUAGCCGUUGGGUUUUUGUUAACAUGGACCCUAAUGUUCCAGUGUCCAUAUUAAUAAAAUAACCCGGCCUUUGAAGGCUCCCUCACGAAAAAACAUAAUAUUUAUUGAUAUCUUCCUACUCAGGAGCAAAAUGGGUGGUACAUUAUCGGCCGAAUAGUAAAUAAACACUGAUCACUUCGGUAAACAAAACAGGCACUGGCGCAACAAACGUACCGUGUAAUUUACAAAUAAAACGUUACGUUAUCAUUAUUUUACGAGAUAACAAGUAAAAUGUCAGAUUUGACAGCCGUAAACGCCAUUACAAAAUAAUGAACAAACGCCGGUCGCUAGGCAACCGCGAUUGCAUCGUUUGAAAAUUUUCCAAAUAUGCUUGCGAACGGCAGACACGAUUUGCAUUUAAGUGCCAGUAGAAGCAAACUGAAGAAAGACAUGCCGGUGUUUGAGCCGUUGCCGGUUGAAAGACUGAAUUGGCUGAUUCACUUGCAGCAUAUACGAGGGGAGAUCAACUCUUGCAAGGAGCUCAUCAAAGCGGAAAUUGAGAAGAACUCGGGGAAAAAUGAGUACGCUUUUUUCAAGCAGGGCACCAUUUUAAGGCAGGAGGGAAAAGUGCAAGAUGCUUUGGAUUCCUUUCAAAUAUGUUUAAAAUUGAAUCCAGACAACGUGGAUAACAUAAAGGAAGUUGCAAAAUGCUUAUUUGAAAUGAGGCGCUUUAGAUUGUCUUUGGAAGCUUACUUGGAAGCUGAAAGAAUCGCUAGAAGUAGAGAUUGGCAAAUUUAUUUCUAUAUAGGGCAAUGUUACUUAAGAUUGGGAGAAACUGCUAAAGCAAAGGAUUACGCAGAAAAGGCCGUUCAACUCGGAAAGCAAGAAGUUUCGUACGCAUUGCUAAUAAAAAUUUUAAUAUUGGAGGGCGAUUUUAAAACAGCUGUAGCCACAUCUAACGCCGCCGUUGAAUCGUGUCCCGACAGCGUCAAAAUGCUCACGAAAUCCGGACUUUUAUAUUUGAAAACAGGGCACAUGCAAAAUGCAUUUGAACAGUUAAGUUCUGCCUUAGCUUUGGAUCCCACUUGUUCAAAAGCUUUAUUGGGUAUCGGAUACAUAACCCAGAGGCAUGAAGAAUUCGAUGUGGCAUUAACAAAAUACAAAAUAGCAGUUGUGUACGCACCUGACUCGGUGGCUUUGUGGAAUAACAUAGGCAUCUGUUUUUAUUCCAAACAAAAAUAUGUUGCGGCUAUAAGCUGUUUGAAACGAGCUCUAUGGAUUUCCCCUUUAAACUGGAAGGUGCUGUUCAAUUUGGGCCUGGUCCAUCUGGCCACUCAACAACCGACAUCUGCCUUCAACUUCGUGUGUGCCGCCGUUAACCUUCGGCCAGACAUAGCAGACUCUUUUGCCGUACUGGGAUGUGCCCUUUUAGAACUGAAAGACGCUGAAAAUGCGGUGCUUGCUUUCAGGCAAGCUCUCACUCUGGCUCCUUCAAAUCUUUUAAUUAUGGCUAAUGCAGCCGCCUGUUACCAGAUAUCUGGGCUCGGAAAAGAAGCUUGCGAGCUGCUUCAACAAUAUCAAAACGUCCUUGAAAAGGGAGCUGUUGCACCGCAGGAGAUCUUGGAGCUGUGGACGAAUCUGUCCAGUCUGCUCGAACCCGCAUCCAGCGAGGAAGCGGCAACGCUGCAAGAACGUCGCGAACGAAACAAGGACGAAGGAGGAAUGACGAAAAAGGACAUCCCGAUCGAGGAUCAAAAUCCCGGAGGAUUUUCCGGUUUCGUGGAACCUCCGGGCAAGGAAGAAAGCACGACCCCUCAUGAGUUAGACGAUGAUGAAGUUUAAAGGUCAAAAUUAUUUGCUCCACUUAAUUUGUUGUUUGUUUGGUUGGUAUACUAUUAUGCUAAUAAUUAAAAUACAGUAAAAAGCACAAUAAUUAUUAUUGUGCUUUUUACUGUAUUUUAGAAAAAUUUAAAACUAAUCUUUAUUACCAA